AUGGAUCAGGUUCUCAGCGGUGAUAAUACAAGAAAAGCUGAAUAUUAUGAAACCCUCGGAUGUGACAGAGCAAGUACGAUCGAGCAGAUCACAGCCGAGUACCGCGCUCGCGUAAAAUCUCUCCAUCCAGACAAGCUGCUUGAUGAAAGUGAUCAAGACAAGAAGGAUCAAUACCUACGGCUUCAAACCGCUUACUCUACGUUAUCAGAUCCAGAAGAACGAAAAUGCUAUGAUGCCUGGCUCGAGUGCCUUCUGCCGUUCAGCUAUGAAGAAUUCAAAAGAAAUAAAGAUGCCGUAAAAGUUUCGAUGCAUUGGGUCACGCCCAAGCAAACUCCCAUGCUGUCUGACUCGGAAGAAUCUGAGAAGGCUAGGCUGCAGGAGCACAAAGAUUAUAUGGCAAAAACUUCUGCCCGCUGGGAAGCUGAUAGAUAUCAUUCAGACGCUGUCAGAAAAUUUCGAAAUUAUGAAAUAUAG
This is a messenger RNA of Cylicostephanus goldi, 474 nucleotides long. The record is from the annotation of a GenBank genome assembly. NCBI's taxonomy places the organism in Eukaryota, Metazoa, Nematoda, Chromadorea, Rhabditida, Strongylidae.